AUGGAUGUAGAAGCGAAUACCGCUACAACCUCUAUGGUUGACAUCCUUCCGCCAGAAGUGUUGGCGACCAUUCUAAGUUGCGUUGCUAAGUCAUCUCCUGCUGAUCUAUUUCGGUGCAAAUUAAGUUGUAAAACGCUGCGACGGAUAUCCGAAGAAAAGGGGGUCAUUCAACAAAUUCACCUCCCUUGUAUUGAAGCACGAGAGUUGACGCCACACCAAGAAGCAGCGGAGAAGUUCUUGGUCAAGUGCGUGGAGAAUGAACAUCCUGAAGCUCUUCUUGAGUUUGGAUUUGUACGUCUCCUUUCUCAAUUAUUGGGAACUUUAUCAGUAAAUAUCUGUUACUCACUAUGUGAAACGCGACAAUACAUCAACACCAUGGUGUUGGACGAAGGAUUGACGAUGUUGGCAAGAGCAAAUGAGUUGCACAAUUCGACGGCAGCAUAUGUACUAAGCCUGAUAUACAUAUACACCGGUGAAGAAGAACGGGGUGUUAAGCUUUUGAAGAAGACUAUCAACAGCAUCGAAUCCGUGGGGAUGGUCCAGUGUAGAAGGAAGUUACGUGAUAUGGCGAAAUAUAAUGUGAUGCGCAAUCAUAUGAUUUUACAUUAUUUGCCAAAGCCGAAGAUAUUCUGCAAACAUAAACUAGAGCACGAGAAGAACUUAAACUAA
This is a messenger RNA of Chenopodium quinoa (quinoa), 669 nucleotides long. RefSeq names its product putative F-box protein At1g67623. The transcript has 3 exons. The coding region runs from base 1 to 669 and encodes 222 amino acids. Gene Ontology annotation, molecular function: protein binding. The record is from RefSeq and is a predicted model, not a curated record. Lineage: Eukaryota; Viridiplantae; Streptophyta; Magnoliopsida; Caryophyllales; Amaranthaceae.